UAGAAACGAAGGGGAAGUUUACUAAGAGACAACCUGGUAGCCAGGCUAACAUGAAAUUAGCAGAACAGCGCCGCGUCCAGAUAUAAAACUUCAAUGUUGAAAGCACAAAGCCUAGUCUCUGUGCUUUUUUAACUUGUUGCUUCAUUAUUCAGCCUGCCCAGCUUUGUUUUCCGUCGGGUAAGAGUUUAACCGGUGCUUUAGCUGCAAAGUGUAGCUAGCCAGCUAAUGCUUAGCUAGCGUUGAUUGGAAAUGUUCAAAGCAAAAAUACUUUUCAUUGGACCCACUGAAAGUGGGAAAACGGUUCUGGCAAAUUUCCUCUCCGACACAACAGAAACUGUGGGAGGAGAAUACAGUCCUACACAAGGUGUCAGGAUACUGGAAUUUGAAUCCCAAAAUGAAGGAAGUGGUGACAAAUACUCCACAUGUGAGGUGGAGCUUUGGGACUGUGCAGGGGAUUUCAAAUUUGAAUCAUGCUGGCCAGCAAUCAUGAAGGACUCCAACGGCGUGGUGAUGGUAUUUAAUCCUGAUGUUCCAAGUCACUUGAAAGAAAUCGAGACAUGGCACUCAAUGUUUAUCUCCUCUCAGGGGAUGCAGAGCAGCCAGUGUCUUCUGAUCGCUCACCACAAGCCUGGCAGUGGGACAGAGGAAGGGCGGCUGCCUUUAGCGGCACAUUUGAGUAGACUUCCGCUUAUUCACUCCAACCUGGAGGAGGAGCCGGAAGAUGUGAGACAGGCCUUCAGAAGAUACUUGGGCAACAUUAUGAACACAUUGUCAGAAAGUAGAGAACGAGAGGAGAUGUCCAUCAUUACAUAGCAGUGAAGAGUGUUUUUGUACAUCAUUUGUCAAAAUACAAUGUUUCAAACCAGCUAUGAAUAAAAUACAGUCAAACUAAGCAUUGCCUUUUAAAUAAAUACUCAAGAAACAAAGUGUAUCUCUCAAACUAUAGAUAUCUCUUUAUUAGAACAUUUGAGGCAAGACGUUGAGAACAUAAUGAUCAGAAGUGCACAAUGAGAAAGAGGGGUCCAACAUUCAAACAUCAUAACCGACAAUGCCUCCUUUGCCUAUGCACUCUCCAAUGUAGAACCACAUUAGCACCUCGGUGGUCACCAGUCCAUUCCUGAUCGCAUCCUAUGGAGGGAAAAAGAGAGGAGUGAACACUUGGAAUUUACUGCCAGGGCUUUCACUCAA
Messenger RNA from Myripristis murdjan (pinecone soldierfish), 1188 nucleotides. It is a transcript of the gene ift22, whose product is annotated as intraflagellar transport 22 homolog (Chlamydomonas). The transcript has 6 exons. The coding region runs from base 250 to 813 and encodes 187 amino acids. NCBI's taxonomy places the organism in Eukaryota, Metazoa, Chordata, Actinopteri, Holocentriformes, Holocentridae. The record is from RefSeq and is a predicted model, not a curated record.